Penicillium bovifimosum is the source of this 540-nucleotide messenger RNA. RefSeq lists its product as uncharacterized. NCBI's taxonomy places the organism in Eukaryota, Fungi, Ascomycota, Eurotiomycetes, Eurotiales, Aspergillaceae. The transcript is spliced from 2 exons. The coding region runs from base 1 to 540 and encodes 179 amino acids. The record is from RefSeq and is a predicted model, not a curated record.
AUGUACGACUCAUAUCGUCCACACCCCCUCCUCGCCCAGGUCCCACUGACCGUCUCACCCUUCAUCAACCUCCCCACUUCCGUCACAUUACCCUACACAUACAAAUCCGUCCCCUCAUCGUUACCGCCCUCCGUAACGGUCGAUCCAAACAGUCCCGAUGGCAAGGCCCGCUAUGUAGUCUCGCCAAGCGGUGAGCACGCAGCUCACCCAGACGACGUCCUUGCCGCGUGCCGCUCCCUCGAACAGCAUUUGAACAAGACGCGCAGUGACGCUGAACAAGCUAUUUCUGCAUGGGAAGAGUCAAUCAGGCAACGUGAGCUAGCUGAAAAGCGACGCGUAGCUCCUGGGUGGCUCGACCGCGACGAAAAACUGCUUCAGCCCAGCCGGACGGGUACGUCGCUUGGCGGACAGGGGGAUGUCGAACCAAGUCUUCUGGAUAGUGCUUCGCCGGACCAGGAAUCUGCAAAAUUACCGACCAUGGAGCCACAUGACGAAGGGAAGGAGUUGGAUCGAGCAUUUGGUGGUUUGGAUUUGAAGUGA